AUGGCGGAGUGCGGCCGGAAGGCGCUGUCCCUCCUGGAGGCGGCGCGGUCCCGCUACGAGAGCCUGCAGAUAUCCGACGACAUGUUCGGGGAGUCCGGGGACGACAGCAGCGACAACCCCUUCUACAGCACCUCCGGAGACUCCGACUCCGACAACUACAUCGCCGAGGUGGGCGAGGAGGAGCAGCCGCAGCAUCAGCACCACAAGCGGGGGGGCAACAAGGAGACCGGCCACGGCGGGAGCAGCGGAGCCGGUCCCCCGGGGUCUCUGUCCCGGAGCCAGGCGGAGGAGGAGGGCUGGACGGAGGGGCUGCAGGACGUCACGGUGCCGCCGUACAAAGACACAUACGGCCCGGCUCAGAAGAUGCCAGCCACCGCCACAGCCUUGGACUUUUUCCAGCUCUUCGUCCCGGACAAUUGCAUCCAAAACAUGGUCACCCAGACCAACAUGUACGCCAAGAAGUUCCAGGAGCGCUUCGGCUCAGACGAGGGCUGGCGUCCCGUCACCACCCAGGAGAUGAAGGCCUUCCUGGGCUUCGUCACCUCCACCAGCGUGCAGCGCUGCGAGUCGGUGCUCAGCAUCUGGAGCUCGGGCUUUUUCAGCAACCGCAGCAUCGCCCUGAAGAUGAGCCAGGCACGCUUUGAGAAGAUCCUCAAGUACUUCCACAUCGUGGCUUUCCGGCCAUCGCAAGGAAGCAACCAGGGCCUGUACAAGAUCCAGCCUUUCCUGGACUCACUGCAGCAGUCGUUCGGCUGCACGUUCAGACCGUCUCAGACACAGGUUCUUCACGAGCCUUUGAUAGACGAGGAUCCUGUGUUCAUCACCACCUGCACAGAGAGAGAGCUGAGGAAGAGGAAGAAGAGGAAGUUCAGCCUCUGGGUUCGACAGUGCACCUCCACCGGAUUCAUCUGUCAGAUCUCAGUCCAUCUGAAGGACGGCCAGGGCACAGACGGUCUGGCCACCUUGAAGAACAAGCCUCAGCUCCACAGCCUCGUGGCCAAGCAGCUCUGCCAGAACAUCUCAGGCAAGAACACCAUCAUCUUCACCGGGCCGUCCAUCACGAGCCUCAGCCUUUUCACCGAAUUCAGCAAACAAGACAUCUUCUGCUGUGGUCUGCUGAGCACCAGGAAGAGCGACUGCACCGGCUUGCCACAGAACAUGCUGGUCUGCGGCUCCGUGCCGGCGCAGCGCGGCCAAUCACGGGUCAUGAUGCAGGGCGGCAUGUCGCUGAUCAGCUGGUACAACAAGGGACACUUCAGGUUCCUCAGCAACGCCUACUCCCCAACUAAACAAGGUUUGAUCAUCAAGAGGAAGAGUGGGGAGAUCCCAUGUCCUCUGGCUGUCGAGGCCUUUGCGGCGCACCUCAGCUACAUCUGCAAAUAUGACGACAAGUACAGCAAGUACUUUAUCUUCCACAAGCCCAACAAGACCUGGCAGCAGGUCUUCUGGUUGAGCAUCAGCAUCGCCAUCAACAACGCGUACAUCCUCUACAAGAUGUCGGACGCCUACACGGUCGAGCGCUACAGCCGAGCACAGUUUGGAGAGAGACUGGUGAGAGAGCUGCUGGAUCUUGAUGACUGCUCCCCCACACAGUGA
Messenger RNA from Limanda limanda (common dab), 1596 nucleotides. It is a transcript of the gene pgbd5, whose product is annotated as piggyBac transposable element derived 5. The transcript is spliced from 7 exons. Gene Ontology annotation, molecular function: transposase activity. NCBI's taxonomy places the organism in Eukaryota, Metazoa, Chordata, Actinopteri, Pleuronectiformes, Pleuronectidae. The record is from RefSeq and is a predicted model, not a curated record. Gene Ontology annotation, cellular component: nucleus. The coding region runs from base 1 to 1596 and encodes 531 amino acids. Gene Ontology annotation, biological process: non-replicative DNA transposition.